AUGAGUUGGAGUUUUCUGACCCGUCUGUUAGAGGAGAUCCACAAUCACUCAACCUUUGUUGGCAAAAUCUGGCUGACAGUGUUGAUUGUUUUUCGGAUUGUCCUAACUGCUGUGGGAGGUGAAUCCAUUUAUUAUGAUGAACAAAGCAAGUUUGUGUGCAACACGGAGCAGCCUGGCUGCGAGAAUGUUUGUUAUGAUGCUUUCGCUCCUCUUUCGCAUGUGAGGUUUUGGGUAUUUCAGAUCAUUCUUAUUGCCACUCCAUCUGUGAUGUAUUUAGGCUACGCAAUUCAUAAAAUUGCCCGAAUGGUGGAACACAGCGAAGCUGACAGAAGAACCAGAAGCAAAAGCUUUUCCAUGCGCUGGAAACAACACCGUGGCUUAGAGGAGACUGAGGAGGACCAUGAGGAAGACCCAAUGAUGUAUCCAGAAAUAGAGCUGGAAAGCCAACGGGAGAAUAAAGAGCAGCAGGCCCCUGCCAAAGCUAAGCAUGAUGGCAGGCGGCGAAUCCGUGAAGAUGGACUCAUGAAAAUUUAUGUCCUGCAACUUCUGGCAAGGACUACGUUUGAAAUCGGCUUUCUUGUGGGUCAGUAUUUUUUGUAUGGCUUUGAGGUCAGCCCCAUAUUUGUCUGCAGCAGAAAGCCGUGCCCGCACAAGAUAGAUUGUUUUAUUUCAAGGCCAACUGAAAAGACCAUUUUCCUGCUCAUAAUGUAUGGGGUGAGCUGCAUGUGUUUACUUUUGAAUAUCUGGGAGAUGCUCCAUUUGGGAUUUGGCACAAUCCGGGACAUGUUGAACAGCAAGAGAAAAGAUCUGGAAGACUCUGGUACCUAUAACUACCCUUUUACUUGGAAUACACCAUCUGCUCCUCCUGGCUAUAACAUCACGGUCAAACCAGAGCAAAUGCAAUAUACUGAACUGUCCAACGCCAAAAUGGCCUACAAACAGAACAAAGCCAAUAUAGCUCAGGAACAGCAGUAUGGAAGCAACGAGGAAAACAUUCCCGCUGACCUGGAAAAUCUGCAGAGGGAAAUUAAAGUGGCUCAGGAGCGCCUGGACCUCGCCAUCCAGGCUUACAACAACCAAAACAAUCCCAGCAGUUCCAGAGAGAAGAAAUCCAAAGCAGGCUCAAACAAAAGCAGUGCCAGUAGCAAGUCAGGAGAUGGGAAGAACUCUGUCUGGAUUUAACGUUGGCUGAGUUUAUAUAUUGUGGUUUUUUCUCCUAGUUUAUCAUAACCAGCAACCCCUUGAAUAAUGGCUUCCAUUAAGUAAAUAUUUGAGUCUGCUUAUUUUCAGGGAUACCAUUGGCUAGUGAUUCAACCUCUCAGAAAGGCUUUAUAUGCAUAUUCUAGGAUUAUAGAACUUUAUUCUUCUGUCUUCCAAGUCAGGAGACAAAUAGAUAUAUUUAAAUCAUUCUCAUUGAACGGUUUAUGCUGUAUGUACAGUAUUAUAGUACAUUUAUUAUGCACAAUUUUUUGUAUUUGUACACUGGAUCUCUGACGUUACACUUUUUUAUAUUAACAAGGAGAAAGCAAUGGGUAGCUGUUAGCAUUUUGCUAGUU
Cariama cristata (Red-legged seriema) is the source of this 1556-nucleotide messenger RNA. It is a transcript of the gene GJC1, whose product is annotated as gap junction protein, gamma 1, 45kDa. The record is from RefSeq and is a predicted model, not a curated record. Gene Ontology annotation, cellular component: connexin complex. Gene Ontology annotation, biological process: cell communication. The transcript has a single exon. The coding region runs from base 1 to 1182 and encodes 393 amino acids. NCBI's taxonomy places the organism in Eukaryota, Metazoa, Chordata, Aves, Cariamiformes, Cariamidae.